Messenger RNA from Meriones unguiculatus (Mongolian gerbil), 1026 nucleotides. Its product is annotated as melanoma-associated antigen B5-like. Gene Ontology annotation, cellular component: nucleus. The record is from RefSeq and is a predicted model, not a curated record. The transcript has a single exon. Lineage: Eukaryota; Metazoa; Chordata; Mammalia; Rodentia; Muridae. Bases 1 to 1026 code for a protein of 341 amino acids. Gene Ontology annotation, biological process: negative regulation of transcription by RNA polymerase II.
AUGCCUAGAGGUCAGAAGAGUAAGCUCCAAGCUCAGAAGAAACACCAGCAGGCCCGAUGUGAGGCUCAUGCUUGUGGAGAUGCUCAAGAAACAGCAGAAGAAACAGCAGAGGCAGUAGAAGAAUACUCUGCUGCCACCCAGAUCCAGGCUGAGCAUGAGUCUUCCAGCACACCCACGGCACCUCAGAAAAUAACACCAUCUGCUGAUUCAGAUGAAAGUUCCAGUGAGGAAAGUGAGCAAAGUAAGGAAAGGGAAUACCCUCCAGAGGCCAACUUAUACACUACCAUUCUUCAUCAAGAACUGUUAUCGAGAAAGGUGGUAGAACUCUUACAAUACCUGCUCCACAAAUACAAUUUGAAGCAGCUUACUACCAAGGAAGAAAUGCUGAAGGUUAUCACAAAGCAGUUGGAAAAACACUUUCCUGAGAUCCUCAGGAAAGCCUCCAAGAAGCUCGAAGAUACCUUUGCAGUGGAAGUGAGGGAAGUCAACUCCAGUAAGCCCUCAUAUGACCUCAUCAGCAAGCUGAAGCUCCCAAACAAUGGGAGGAUUCGUGCUGGCAAAGGAUUACCCAAGACUGGUUUCCUGAUGAGUAUCCUGGGCAUCAUCUUUGUUAGGGGCAAUUGUGUCAGUGAAGAAGCCAUGUGGGAAAUCCUGAAGAGCAAACAAAUCUAUCCAGGGAAGAAGCACCCCAUCCUUGGUGAGCCUCGAAAGCUCCUGACCCAGUAUUUGGUGAAGCUGAAUUACCUGGAGUACCGGCAGGUGGCCAACAGCAAUCCUCCACGCUAUGAGUUCCUGUGGGGUUCCCAGGCCCAUUCUGAAACAAGCAAAACGAAAGUCCUGGAAUAUUUGGCCAAGAUCAACAAAACAACCCCUGGUGUCAUCUCAGUCCUUUACAAAGAGGCUAUGACACAAGAGCAAGAGCAAGCAGAAGCCAGAGAUGAAAAUAAUAGUGAUGCUACUGACCAAGCUAGUGAAGAUUCCCCAGUUAAGUUAUCAGCAGGUUCUACUAUACCUAUUGACAUUUGA